CACCACUUGUUGCUUCGUAAAGCCACUUAGCAAAAGCCACUCGACAGCCAUGAUUUUCUGCACGAACYGAAMGUUUUAAGUUCUUGUGGUUACAAGAGAGUCCGAAGUACCAUGGGAAUGCUCAUUUUUGCUGUAAAUAUUCUUCUUGGUAUACCUCUGUCUGUUUUCUCCAUAUUAUGUUUGUAUUUACUGUAUCUACAUUCAAAGUAUGACCACCUACCUGGACCAGAAAGAGAUGGCUUCUUUACUGGUCAUCUGCCAAUGGUACGCAGACGGCGUGAACAGGAMAAAGUCAUCAUCCACCAGAUUUGGGCAGACCUUGCAGUUCAAUACAGUCCUUUGUAUGUCUUCUGGUUUCUUCACAGGCCAGUUGUAAUGAUUUCUGAUGCUGAUCUUGUCAAAGAAGUUCUCAUUAAACAGGAUUUACGAAAGGAUCCUUUUGGAUACAAUCACUUUGCCUAUCUGUUUGGACAAAGGCUUCUUGGAGGCAGUUUGCUGUCAGAAGUUGAUCACCAAUCAUGGAAAACAAAAAGAGCAUGUCUAAAYCCUGCUUUUCAUCAUAAAUACUUGGGUAACUUGAUUGGUCAGUUUAACCAGAGCUGUGAUUUGUUUUUGGAUAAACUUGCGAAGGCUGCAGAUGGAGAAACUGAAAUAUCAAUGGCAGAUGAACUUGUCAGGUUGGCGCUAGAUGUUAUUGGAAAGGUUGCUUAUGAUCUUGAUGUGGACUCUAUUAAUGCACCUGAUGCACCUAUUCCAUCAAACACYAGAAUAGCACUAGAAGGUCUUGUCCAGAGCUUCCGCAAGCCUUUCAUUCGAUUCCAGCCAUCAACCUACUCCUACCAGGAAAAGUGUAUUGAAUCAGUCAAGUUUCUCCGGACAGCUUCCAGGGGAAUCAUUGAAGCAAGAAUAGAAGCCAUGGAGAAAGGAGAKGACKCUCAUUCUGACAUUCUGACAUAUAUCAUCAAAAUUGCACAAGAAAAUCCRGAGACAACAAUUGAAGAUUUAGUGGAUCACUUCAUGACAUUUAUUGUUGGAGGUCAAGAAACCACCUCUAAUCACAUGGCCUUUACUCUUCUUGGAAUACUCCUUCAUCCUGAAGUUGAGCAGAGAGUUGCUGCUGAAGUUGAUGAAGUUCUGGGAUCACGAAGAUAUGUGACUACCGAAGACCUAUCAAAACUGACUUAUCUGGACCAAGCAAUAAAGGAAGCUCUCCGUCUCCAUCCUCCUCAACCAGCCAUUAACAGGAUCACCAAGGAAGAAACAACACUUGGCAAUUAYGUCAUCCCAGCUGGUACUAGUAUUAUGUGUGAUGCCCAUGUUCUUCAUCACAACCCCAAGUACUGGGAUGAUCCUGAGAAAUUUGACCCUGAGAGAUUUAAUGCUGAAAACAAAUCAAAGAUUGAACACUACGCAUAUUUCCCAUUUUCACUUGGCCCCCACAACUGUAUUGGCAUGUCAUUUGCUCAAGUGGAGACUAAAUUAGUUCUGGCGCGAACCCUGCAAACAUUCAAGAUGACGUUGACRCCAGGCCAAAAGCUCAAGGCAGUCGAACAGAUGACAGUACGACCCAAAGAUGGUGUGCGUGUUACCUUGAAGAUGCGUUAAAGUACAUCGUGGUGGUAGGAAUACUGUACAAUAAUAGCAAACCAGUUAUUACCAAACGUAAUUACACAAUUAACAACUGGACCUUUUCAAUGCUAAGUGGACAGAUUAACAUGAAUGGAAAUGAAUGUAAUGUUUUUAAUUAUGACGAUGCUAAAUAGUUUUCUGACUGGCGGUAUACACUAAAACUAACAUUAUACAUACAAUAAUGACAGAAUUUGAAAUAAAUAAAGAGAUUUUUGUAAGCAAUUUA
Messenger RNA from Exaiptasia diaphana, 1855 nucleotides. RefSeq names its product cholesterol 24-hydroxylase. Gene Ontology annotation, biological process: cholesterol catabolic process. The coding region runs from base 112 to 1605 and encodes 497 amino acids. The transcript is spliced from 6 exons. Gene Ontology annotation, molecular function: iron ion binding; heme binding; cholesterol 24-hydroxylase activity. NCBI's taxonomy places the organism in Eukaryota, Metazoa, Cnidaria, Anthozoa, Actiniaria, Aiptasiidae. The record is from RefSeq and is a predicted model, not a curated record.